ACCUGCGCCGAGAUUAAGCCAAAGGCGUGUUUUUUCGUUCUUUUAUUACAUAUUUCACCAAUAUUAAUAUCUAGCGUUGAUUCCUGUACAAUGCGAGUUUUCAACUCGUGAUGUUGCAGAAGUAACGGAAAAUAUUAAACACACUGGGAACCACCUUUCCUGUUUGUUUUUUGUUUUGUUUUUUUUAACGAACUACAGCUCCCACGAGGCCCCGGGAACAAGGAAGAGCGAAAUCUCGGACUCAGACGUGUUCAACUGAAGCCGGAGUUUGUGUGGAAGCAGAAGAAAUUGGAUACUCAAAGCGCUGCCGCUGUGCAAAAAUGCUCCGUUCAUCUUCUCGCUUUAAUAAGUGACACCUUUCCCACCGAGUUUCCCCGGCUGUGAACACCAUGGGGCCCAUGUUUGCUGUUGUUCUCGUUUUUGUCGGCUGUUGUAGCAACGUGGUGUUUCUGGAGCUGCUUGUGAGAGAUUUUCCAGGAUGUGGCAACAUAGUCACCUUCGCUCAGUUUGUCUUCAUCGCAUUGGAAGGUUUCAUCUUUGAAACAAACUUUGGACGCAAGAAACCAGCGAUACCUGUCAGUAAUUAUGUGAUCAUGGUGACCAUGUUCUUCACUGUCAGUGUGAUCAACAACUACGCUCUCAACUUCAACAUCGCGAUGCCACUGCACAUGAUCUUCAGAUCAGGAUCACUAAUCGCUAAUAUGAUCCUGGGAAUAAUCAUCCUGAAGAAAAGGUAUUCAACUAGCAAAUAUCUAUCUAUAGCUUUAGUUUCAGCAGGUAUCUUCAUCUGUACCAUAAUGUCUGCCAAACAAGUGAAUUUGUCCAGUGAGGAUUCAGAAGACCAAGGCUUUUACGCCUUUAUGCGCUGGCUUAUAGGUAUCGGCAUGUUGACUUUUGCCCUGCUGAUGUCUGCGAGGAUGGGGAUUUUCCAGGAGAUGCUGUACAAGAAGUAUGGGAAACACUCUAAAGAGGCACUCUUCUAUAAUCACUGCCUGCCUCUGCCCGGCUUCCUGCUUCUAUCCACAGACAUCUACAACCACUGCGUCCUCUUUAGUCAGAGCACUCCUGUGCUGAUUCCUGUGGUUGGGUUGAGCGUGCCAAUAAUGUGGAUCUACCUGCUGAUCAAUGUCAUCACACAGUACGUGUGCAUCCGCGGUGUUUUCAUCCUGACCACAGAGUGCGCCUCGCUCACGGUCACCCUGGUGGUGACGCUCAGAAAGUUCCUCAGCCUCAUCUUCUCCAUCAUUUACUUCCAAAACCCCUUCACCGCCUGGCACUGGGUGGGCACGGCUGUGGUCUUCGUUGGUACUCUGCUGUACACAGAGGUGUGGAGCAGCGUACAGGCGGCUCUGCGGGGACCCGACACCAAGGAGAAGAAGGCAGAGUGACGACACACAGACUGGAUUGGAAAUCAGUCACCGUGUUGGACUUUGAGAUUGUUGUUGGUCAGUUAUCCUGCAGCGGUUUUAUAUAGUUUUAGAGUUAUAUAGAUUUAUACUUGAUCACACCGUACACAUCCAUAUACAACUGAUCAAAAAUGCAAACACACAACAGUUUAUAGGAUGGUGGGAUUCUACAUUUUUAUUGUCAACAAAUCUUAUGAACAGACCAAAAUCCAGCAGAGCAACUGUUUUGUUUUGUUUUUUGUUAUUUAUAUUCUCUGCUGCAUCUGGACUUUUGUGUUGUGACAUGUUCUGCUGCACACUUUUUUUUUAGUUCACUGCAGAAUAAGUUAUUUUUUAAAGACCUUUUUAGCUGAUACUUGUCAGUGUUACAUUCAGUCCAGUACACUGGCCUGGCUGUCACUCACACAGCAGUAUUGGAAAAUCAGCGUGGACUUGAGCCUUUCUCAACUUCCACUUGUAGUGCUUCUAGGAGCUUUUUGAAGCACUCGAGCUCAGACACGGUGCUGCAAAGCCGGAUCUCAUUCAUGAUUGAUUUAUUUUGAGUCCAUGUGUGAAUGAUCCUUUAUUUAUUCUACCUCUGUGCUGUUUCUGAUUUCAAUCGCCGGGCCCAGUGACUGAAGACAUGAAUUUUUAAAGCAGCCAUACUCAGUAUUUUUACGAUAUUUGAUCACAUGACAAAUGCGUGAAAUGAUUUGAUCGUGGUUAUGAAUCUGCAGAGAGCUGUCACCCAUCUCUGCAGGCACGAAGAGAUUUCUGGUCCAGAACGUUACACUUUACAGGUUGUAAAAACAUCUGUCAGCUUCCUGUUCAGCACCAAACAGACUCACAGGUCUUUCACAGAGGGGUCAGGGGUGUGGAGCUCUGAGGCUCAGAGGAUGCACAGAUACCCCCAGAUCAUCUGCUUAUAUGAUGCAUUUAUUGCUGGUUUUGGACUUUUCAGUAGAUUUGCUGACAACAGGAAAAAUGUGAAUACUCGCAGACCUACAUGUUUUCGCAUUAUUUACAUUAACAGAUAAAAAAAAAAAAA
Molecule: messenger RNA, 2433 nt
Organism: Archocentrus centrarchus (flier cichlid)
Lineage: Eukaryota; Metazoa; Chordata; Actinopteri; Cichliformes; Cichlidae
Gene: slc35b4
Product: solute carrier family 35 member B4
Exons: 10
Coding region: 390-1388 (332 amino acids)
Biological process (GO): UDP-N-acetylglucosamine transmembrane transport
Cellular component (GO): Golgi membrane; endoplasmic reticulum membrane
Molecular function (GO): UDP-N-acetylglucosamine transmembrane transporter activity; UDP-xylose transmembrane transporter activity
Source: RefSeq, a predicted model, not a curated record